Paracoccidioides lutzii Pb01 is the source of this 2694-nucleotide messenger RNA. Its product is annotated as glutamate carboxypeptidase. The record is from RefSeq and is a predicted model, not a curated record. The transcript has 2 exons. Gene Ontology annotation, molecular function: carboxypeptidase activity. Bases 1 to 2694 code for a protein of 897 amino acids.
AUGGGCGACGAGAAAUCAAAGUACGAAUUCCUUCCCAUCCCUUCCUACGAAGAAGCCACCUCCUCCCAUCCUGUCUCCUCCCAAUCUCGCAUCGGCCCAGAAGAAGUCAGCGAUGAUGCCGAGAGACAAGGUCUCCUCAGCCACGACUCUGGCCGGCAGGCUCGGGAGUCAAGAUAUCCGGGAAACUACCAGCCACCAAUGGUAGAGUCGGCACGAUCAAGUCUUGAAUUCCCCCCUUCGACAAAUGGGGGUAGUUCUGCGCGUGGAUCGACGGAGGAACUACGGUGGGAGUUGGAGCAGAUGGAUGUGGAAGAUCCAGGAGAAGAAUCCUCUGCGUCGGCAUCGCGGUCUUCAUUCUCGAAACGCUUUACGUAUUUCAAAAGGACACUGUCCUCGAUACAUCUACCGUUGCAGAAAUAUAUACCCAAGUUCAAUUUCAAAGUGUUCUCGUGGAUGAACCAUCAACAUUGCAUCAUAAUAUUAAGACUGAUUGGAUUGCUCUUUGUCGUGGGGAUUAUCUACGCCCUUAUGGUUUCUGAUGUCUUCAGCUUCUCUCGCAGGUUAAAUAUUGGCCAGAUGUACGAGCCGGAGUCGGUACGGCUAUACGUCCAGAGCCAUAUUAACGAGUCUUCAAUUGCCGAGUAUCUUCAGGUUAUGACAAAAUUCCCUCAUGUUGCUGGGACUGAAGGGAAUUAUGUUUUGGCACAGUGGAUCGAAGAGAAAUUCAAGUCUUCGCUUAUGGACGACGUUACGAUUGAGAGAUUCGAUGUAUACCUAAACUAUCCCAAAGAGAAUGGACGAAGGAUCGCCAUCAUAGAUCCACCAGAGCUCGCAUGGGAGGCCAAAAUCGACGAAGAACAAGCAUACAGGAGCCCUUCGCAAGAGCAGUCUCUCGUGUUCCACGGACAUUCGAAAUCCGGUAAUGUUACAGGCCAUCUUGUAUAUGCGAAUUACGGAUCACGGACAGAUUUCAAGGCGCUCUCUGAUAUGGGUGUGAAUUUGAACGGUUCAAUUGUCCUGGUUCGAUAUUAUGGCACUCAGCGCGACGGUGCAAUGAAAAUAAAAGCUGCUGAAUUGGCUGGAGCUGCUGGGUGCAUUAUCUAUUCCGACCCCGCUGAGGAUGGGUUCGUCCAAGGCCCAACGUGGCCAAAGGGGCGAUAUAUGCCUAGUGAUGGGGUGCAGCGAGGAAGGGUGAGUACGACGUCUUGGGUAGUCGGUGACGUAUUGAGUCCCGGAUGGGCGUCUCGGCCUAAUGAAAAAAAGAGACUCCAUCCGGAGGACAGUAAGGCGCUUCCUAAAAUCCCUAGCAUCCCCAUUGCGUGGCGUGAUGCUCAACCGUUGUUGAAAGCGCUUCGGGGUCAUGGAAAGAAGGUCCCCAAGGAAUGGGUGGGAGGAGUCCCAGAAGUUGGGGAGUGGUGGUCUGGCGAUCCAUCAUCACCGAAGGUCAACCUUAUAAAUAUCCAGGAUGAAGUGGAGCGCCAACCGAUAUACAAUGUAAUCGGCAGAAUAGUUGGAAUCGAACAGUCUGAAAAGAAGAUUAUUGUUGGCAGCUCUCGAGAUGCAUGGUGUUUUGGGGCUGCGGAUUCAGGAGGCGGAAGUGCAGUCCUUCUUGAAGUGGCCAGGGUGUUCGGAAAGCUACGUGCCCAUGGCUGGCGACCACUACGGACUAUCGAGUUCGCCAGUUGGGAUGGAGAGGACUAUAAUCUGAUCGGAUCCACCGAGCACGUCGAAAACGAUAUCGAUGAUCUCCGCCGCAACGGCUUUGCCUAUGUUAACGUCGAUGUUGCAGUGUCAGGCACCAAAUUCCGCGCUGCCGCAUCCCCUGUCUUCGAGCGCAUCCUCCUACAGAUCCUCAAACGUACUUCAGAUCCAGUCACGAACGAAACACUGCGGUCCCUAUGGGAUAAACACGGGUCCAAACUCGAAGCCCUAGGCGCAGGAAGUGACUAUGUUGCCUUCCAAGAUAUUGCAGGCAUGUCGAGCAUCGACAUUGGCUUCACUGGCGACCCCUACCCUUUCCACAGCUGCUACGACAAUUACGAUUGGAUGGCCACAGUUGGCGACCCGGAUUUCCAAUACCACAAAGUUCUUGGGCAGAUUUGGGCCUUGCUCCUCCUCGAACUUUCAGAUAGCCCGAUCCUCCCCUUUGAGAUGGAAACCUACUCCUCCGCCGUCACGAAAUAUGUCUCCGAUCUGGAAAGUUAUACCAAAUCCAAAAAUGUUCCCUUCCUACACCCUCGAGGCCAAUAUCGACCGCCUGAUAAAGGCAAUGAGGGCGUUAAGAAACCCCUCCCGGAUCCAAACGUGGUUAACAUGCAGCCUCUGCAUGAUGCUGCAAAGGUAUUCCGUGAAAAUGCCGCUUCGUUCCGUCGGUGGGGAUACAAUUGGAAUGCAACACUUGUGUCUUCCGGCGGCUAUGAAAGCAGUGCCAUGGCCAUCAGACGCAUGAGCCAUAAUAGCCACAUGACCUACUUUGAAACUCAUCUUUUGGAUCUAGAAAAAGACGGCGGAAUCCCAAACCGAACACAAUUCAAACAUGUCAUCUUCGGACCGCAGGCAUGGUCGGCCCAAGAUGCUGCAAUCUUCCCCGCAAUACGUGAUGCUAUCGAUUCCGGGAACUGGACAGAGACGCAGAGAUGGAUAGACAGGGUAUCUAAGAUCCUUACUGAUGCCAGCAUAGGGCUCAGUAUCUGA